Molecule: messenger RNA, 849 nt
Organism: Phialemonium atrogriseum
Lineage: Eukaryota; Fungi; Ascomycota; Sordariomycetes; Cephalothecales; Cephalothecaceae
Product: 6-O-methylguanine DNA methyltransferase
Exons: 4
Coding region: 92-517 (141 amino acids)
Biological process (GO): DNA repair
Molecular function (GO): catalytic activity
Source: RefSeq, a predicted model, not a curated record
ACCAGAGGAGGCAACGAAAGCACUACAAAGACAAGAAGCCGGCUGUCAUGAACUAUCCGCCCCGUUAGCCUAACCAGACAGUAAUUAGGAUAUGCCUCGAUCCGACGAAGCCUCCGCCUUCUUCUACGCCGUGUACAGCGCGGUGCAGGAGAUCCCUCCCGGCAAGGUCACGAGCUACGGACACAUCGCCAAGCUAAUCGGGACCCCCCAGAGGCCCCGACAGGUCGGCGUAUGCCUCAAGCAUCUGCCGUCCGACCCCGAGGCCCGCUUCAACAACGCCACCGUCCCCUGGCAGCGGGUGAUCAACUCCAGAGGGAUAAUUUCGCCGAGGUCUCAGCCGUCCGGUUCCCGGAACCAGGCAGCGGCCCUCGAGGCGGAGGGGGUGACAGUUACGACGGGCCCGCUGGGGGAGCUGAUGGUGAACUUGGCCGAGUUUGGCUGGUUCCCUCGUAUCCUGCCUUCGGAGGAGGCCGAGGGUCUGGAGCCCGAAGAUAGCAGCGAUGACGAUGAAGAUUAGGGGCUGCUGGGUGGUGGAAUUGGAGAGGCAAAGCAGAGAAGAGUAUUGCAACAUGGGCAUCGGUACUCUAGUUACCCUAUAAAGUGAUACCUGGUACGAAGCCUAGCAUCUCACCAGCGCCGUUUGGCCUUGGAGCAGCUGUUUCUGAACAAUGGGCUGCCAGUUACCUUAACGUAAAGGAAGAGGAAACACAAUCGGACGAGACAAUGUGCUGAGGCCUUGGAUAUAUCUUCCGAAACCCCGUUACCGACCGGCUUCUCCGAGUUGAUCGUCUGCUUCAGAGGUGGCAAGAGGCUCUUGGCCGUGUGCCGUGCCUGCUGCGCCAAAACCGC